AUGGCAACCACGGCAUCCUCCAGCCCCAUCACGGCAGAGGCCUGCCAGUCGACCUUCGAGCAGGUUGUAGCCCUGUCGCUGCACAUGUGGCCUGCCCUCUCUCUCGCCGUUCAGAACAACUGGGGAGGCCCCGAUUCGGCUGACAAGAGGGAUUGGUUUGCCGGCGCCGUUGUCGAGCUCUUCCCGACAUACACCAAGAUUUCUAACGGCCAGGCUGUUCCUGCCAACAAUGCCGUGGAGGAGCCCGACACAGAGUAUGUCGAGACCAUGCUGCUGCAGGUUAUGGUCGACGAGUUCGAGGUGAAUGUCGACGAUGAGACGGGUUUUGACGUCGCCGACCGUAUAAUUAAGCUGCGUGCCGAAUGCGCCAAGGGCAAUUUCGCAGCUGUCGACGACUUGCGCAAGAAGUGGGAUAGUCGUAAGGGUGCCAAGGUUGACGGACUUUACAAGAAGGUCGAGGGCGGUGACCAGGAGACAGACUGGGAGGAUGACAGCGAGGAUGAGGAUGAGGACGUUGACAUGGACGAUGCGCCGCAGCUCGUCUCCGUGCCAAAGGAGAAGCCGCAGCCAGAGGUCGACGAAGAUGGAUUCACAAUGGUCACGAAGAAGAAGCGAUAA
This is a messenger RNA of Colletotrichum truncatum, 618 nucleotides long. Its product is annotated as Pre-rRNA-processing protein TSR2. Lineage: Eukaryota; Fungi; Ascomycota; Sordariomycetes; Glomerellales; Glomerellaceae. Gene Ontology annotation, biological process: maturation of SSU-rRNA from tricistronic rRNA transcript (SSU-rRNA, 5.8S rRNA, LSU-rRNA). Gene Ontology annotation, cellular component: nucleus. The record is from RefSeq and is a predicted model, not a curated record.